UGAACACGAUGGUGAUGUGAGGUUGUUGCUGACAAUUUUGUUAUUUUAGUUUGUAGUGUAUAGAACUGUGGUGUGAAUUACGUGACAUGGCAAACAGACGUAGAGGCAAGUUCUCAUUGCCGGCGGAGUUCCAGACGCAGGAGAAAAUAUCGACGAAAAAGGAACUUGCCCUGAGGAACACAAUUCCUUCAUGUCCGGCAGUGCCGAGUAAAAUAAAGAAAGGGAGCACACGAGGCAAAAGUGUUUAUUUGAAACCACGUCCUGUGUUUGUUAAAAAAGAAGUCAAGCUGAGUCAGAUCUAUGAUCCUAGUAACAACAUGUCCUAUUUGGAUCAAGUGUUCAAAAGAGAAGAUACUCUAGGUGAAGGCUCAUUCGGUGUUGUAUUUAAAGCUAAGCACAAAGAAAAUGGACAGACCUACGCAAUCAAGAAAUCCAAGCCUAAUGUACACAUCAGUGACAGAUAUGCUGAAAUUAUAAAUAAUGAAAAAGUCGGUGCCCACUUCAAUAUCAUUGAAUACUUCAUGUCCUGGGAAGAAAAUUCUGAUAUGUACAUGUUAAUGGAGUUGGGUGAAAUGUCACUUGCCAAUUUCACACAUUUACAAGAUAAUGUUCCUGAGGACAUGCUGUGGAACAUUUUAAUGGACUGUUGUAAAGGUUUAGAGUAUUUGCAUUCGAAGGCAUUAGUACAUUUAGAUAUUAAACCUGGGAAUAUUGUUCUUAAAGAGGGUUACUUCAAAUUGGCGGACUUCGGGAUACUUGUGGACCUAAAAUUAGACAAAAAAGAACGUAGAAGCACCUUGUCAGAAGGCGAUGCGAAAUACGUGGCCUUAGAAGUACUCGAAGGAGUAUACACCCCAAGCUGUGAUAUGUUCGGUCUUGGCAUAACAUUACUGGAAUGUGCCGCCGAUCUUGCCUUGCCAGAGUGCGGACCCUUGUGGCACCAGCUACGCCACGGCCAUUUACCCUAUGAAUUUUACGCACGCGUGUCGUUGGGAUUUAGCGUGUUAAUUGAGCACAUGCUCUCCAACGUGUAUACGAGUCGUCCGUCGGCCACUAGAAUACUGAAGUACUCCUGCAUGAAGGACCUGGCCAGAAGAGAUACUAAGUUUGGAAGGACGAACUACGCUGCUGCAUAUCUGAACCUACGAGACAAUAAUCAGGCAUACCACAACAGAUGGGGGGUGGCAGAAUUGGAGCAGCCACUAGAAACAAACAAUAAUAUAGAGAUUACCCGUGAAGAACAGAUGACAGUAGAGGAAAAGCCAGUUUAUUUCAGGAGAAUAUUGUUCGACGAAAAAUAAUGCGGCCGCGUGGCUUUUAUUUUGUUGCUUCUUAAGUUAUGUAUUGUUUAAUGAACGAUUUUGUUUGGUCCGUUUUUUUCUUGUUAAUAUGGUUAAACCAUUAUUACUAAAGAACGUGUAAUACUCGUGUAUAUUUGUUACCGUUUUGUUAUAAAAUUUGUUAUUCUUUUAUCGAACAGAAAUUUUGUUGUUUUUUAUUGGGAAUAGGUUGUUUAUUGAAAAUUGAAUGAAUAAUUAGGUCAAUUAAUACACUUACCGCAUCAUUAAUUUAGUGUAUUUUUGAAAGCCUUCGUAAGUCACUUUUGUUUCGUUACUUUGUUCUCUUGUUUCUCGUUUCUGUUUUAUUUUAGUUUGGAACAUGCCAUCCUAGUUGUUUAACAUAAAUUUUAUGUUUUGUACUUUUCUUCUGGCAUGAAUCUGAACUCUCUCUUUAAGACUGAAUAUUUCAUCAGUAAGUGUUUCUAUUUUUUUUUUUAAAGUAUUGGAGUAAUGAUCUCAUAGGUAACUGUUUAUUUGCUAUAAAAUGUAACGUGACUUAUGCAGUAUGUAUUUAUAAUUGUUAUUUGUGUUUCUGUUUUCAAAACUAUGAAAUUUGUAUUAUUUAUUCUGAUUACUAAAUUUUGUUACUGGUUUAAUGUAUAUAUUUUGUUUGAAAUAAUUUUCAUGAAUUGUUUAAGAGUUAUUAAAGUGUUUAUUACCACGUUUUGUUUUAGCACAACAUUGCAAUACUUAAGGUGCUAAGCAAAUAAAAUUGUGAUGUUCUCAUAAAGAAUAAAAUAACUUUCCAGUUAAUUUAUUUUUUGUACUUCCUCUGUUUAUUUUCUAGCUUUAACAGAAUGCAAUAUGUUUCUAAACUAAUACCAACCACUAAGUACUUUAAAGUAUUUCGGAUCGUUACAUUUAGUGGUUUUUUGUGAUUUAGUCUUAGUCAAACUUCUUUUAUUUAUGUAACUUAUUUAUAUCAAAGAAAUAAUUUUAUAAUAAAUUUUGGCAUUUCAA
This is a messenger RNA of Aethina tumida (small hive beetle), 2300 nucleotides long. Its product is annotated as membrane-associated tyrosine- and threonine-specific cdc2-inhibitory kinase. The record is from RefSeq and is a predicted model, not a curated record. The transcript is spliced from 7 exons. NCBI's taxonomy places the organism in Eukaryota, Metazoa, Arthropoda, Insecta, Coleoptera, Nitidulidae. Gene Ontology annotation, biological process: protein phosphorylation. Bases 87 to 1301 code for a protein of 404 amino acids. Gene Ontology annotation, molecular function: protein kinase activity; ATP binding.